Molecule: messenger RNA, 647 nt
Organism: Myxocyprinus asiaticus (Chinese sucker)
Lineage: Eukaryota; Metazoa; Chordata; Actinopteri; Cypriniformes; Catostomidae
Product: protein NCBP2AS2-like
Exons: 2
Coding region: 93-407 (104 amino acids)
Source: RefSeq, a predicted model, not a curated record
AAACGCUUAGGUAGCAGGCAGCGUUGAAAAGGUCCCACCUAGCUGAGUGCAGAGUCAUCGAUUGGGGACCUCAAACACAUUGGAGGUUCACAAUGGUGUUGCGGCGGCUCUUGUAUGCCUUGAUAAAUAACGCCCAAUUGGUGGAGAAACUCGCGGAGUCUCGACCCAUCAGACGCGCGGCACAGAUCAUGACCUUCGCUAUCACUAAAGCACAGAUCGCCGGGAAAGACGCGUCAACCAAGAUGCUCAGAUCAGAGACCUUCCGCCAGAUACGCGAGGAGACGUCAAAGAUGCCCAGGGACGCGCAGGAGUUGGGUCGGAGAGCUACAAGACUACGGGACACGUUUGUGAAGGAGGUGAAAGAGGGGGUGAGAGAUGCCAGCAGAGGGAUAAAAGACAAAAAGUGAUGAGUGAAUUGAGUGGCUGAGAUGAGAGACUUGGCAUUUGUGUCACGACAUCGCCAUUUAAGACUGCUGAAUGUUUUCGUGUCAGUUGCAUCAACAGACUGCUGUUAAAUGGCCCUUAAUAGACUUAUUUAAAUUAAUAAUACUGUAAAAACUGUAAAGCUGUUGGAAAAUGUAUUAUAUGACCGUGGAAGUGCCAUGUCGUUGGUAAAAUAAACUAUAAUAGGUUGUGAUGAAUUGGGA